CAGCGUAUUUCUUUUGCCUCAAGUAAAAUAUUGUGCUGUCAAAAUUUUAGGUUAGUUUAUUGUUAUUUUACUUUGCUGUCACCUAUCGUGCUGUCAUGUUCUUGUAAAAAGUAAACAGUUUCAAAUUGUCCUAAACUAAAAAAAAAGAAUCCAUAAAAAUGGCUGGAAGAGGUAGAGGCAGAGGUAAUGGAAAGUCUUUAACACAUGAACAACUACAAGCUCUCGGUAUUACUCGCACUGAUAACACAGCCGCCCCACAGAACUUGGCCCCGCCGCCUUUAUUUCCUAAAUUAGAAGUGAAACCCCUUCCCUUACAAUGUGACGCGGCGACAGAUUACAUGGUUAUUGUAAGGGAUCAAUUUCUAGAAUACUUACACGAGUCCCCUGCAUAUGUGAAACCGAAAACACGCACUGAUGGUAUAGAACGAUAUUCCGACAAGUACAAGUUACUCGCUUUAGACGCGAAAAAAGAAGGCGUUUUAAAUUGUGUUUGGCCUAACCUACCUCCCGAAUUGAGACCGCAUGGACGACGGACUAAAUCAGCUAAUCUCAAGCGAAAAUUGUAUGAUCCAAAAGAAAUAGCUAAGAGAUUACAAAAAUUGGAGAAAAAAGAAGCUAAUGGAGAUACAACUGAGUAUAUGGAAACAAAUGAAAAUGAGGAUGAGGCAGAGAAAGGAGAUGGUGAUAAUGAAGAACUGUCAGAUGAGCAGGAGCAAGAGGAAGAAAUUGAUGAUGGCACCGACUACGCCAACAACUACUUUGAUAAUGGUGAAGAUGAUGAUGAUGAUGAUGAUAACGCUGAUGAUGGGCCAGUGUACUAACAAUAACAAAAAAGCUGUCUCAUAUCUGUGAUAAUAAAAAUUAAUUUGUAAAUGUUAAA
Messenger RNA from Melitaea cinxia (Glanville fritillary), 880 nucleotides. It is a transcript of the gene Polr3G, whose product is annotated as DNA-directed RNA polymerase III subunit RPC7-like. The transcript has a single exon. The record is from RefSeq and is a predicted model, not a curated record. Bases 159 to 821 code for a protein of 220 amino acids. Gene Ontology annotation, cellular component: RNA polymerase III complex. Gene Ontology annotation, biological process: transcription by RNA polymerase III. NCBI's taxonomy places the organism in Eukaryota, Metazoa, Arthropoda, Insecta, Lepidoptera, Nymphalidae.